Messenger RNA from Xenopus laevis (African clawed frog), 2990 nucleotides. It is a transcript of the gene nfkbiz.S, whose product is annotated as provisional ortholog of NFKB inhibitor zeta S homeolog. The record is from RefSeq and is a predicted model, not a curated record. NCBI's taxonomy places the organism in Eukaryota, Metazoa, Chordata, Amphibia, Anura, Pipidae. The transcript has 12 exons. The coding region runs from base 215 to 2152 and encodes 645 amino acids.
AAUCCCCGGAAAACGGGGGUGGGAGAGAGAGGCUGCUUUAUAAACCCAGCUGGACUUUCCCAGAACCACAGUGGUAAGAAGAGUUUUUCCGGGUGCCUUAAGUUUACAAACUCGUCUUCUCCCCACACCUGGGAACACAAAAAGAAAGAGCUGGACAUUAGCACAAUAUCACAGCAGUUCCUGUACUCUGGCCCUUGUUCCUUGCACAGACAGGAUGAUUGUGGAGCGCUUCAUUGAGGACUCAAAUGAUCUGCUGGACCAGGACCUGAUGAGCAGCCCCAUGAAUCUGGCGUAUUUCUACGCAGGAUCCCCUACUUCAGAUUCUUGUGGAUCGUCUCCUAUCCACUUCCAUUCCUCCUCUGCUCCAAGUUCACCCAGCUCAGACGCUGAGGUGCCAGGGAGCCUGAAUGCAUCCUGGCCUCACACUAAGAAAGCUGGACAUCGUGUAGUGGGUUGUCAGCAUAAUGGAACAUUCCAAGGUGUUCGUGUAAAGAAUUCUGUAAGGGAACUACUUAUGCAGCUAAGAAGUAAAACUGGUCAAGAACGAGCAGAUGAUAUUCAAAAACUGCAAAAUGGAAUGAGCUUUGAACAGUACACAGAAUUGAAAAACAUCUUAAGCAAAAAACGGACUCAUGACUUUCCUUUGGAAGGACCAGUUGCAAAAAAGCAUUGCUCUUUUCAACCUAGCUUAUUCUUGACACCUCCAAGUACACCAAAUUCAAAUGAAAAUAUGGAUGAUGCGCCUAAAAGUGAUAUAGAUAUUCUUCAGAGUCUGAUAAAUAUAAAAAAUGAAUCCAAACCAGUCUCUCUAAAUACUGUGCAAGUUAGCUGGAUGGAAAAUAUGUCACAAUUUGACAGUACGCAAGAAGCGCUAUAUCAAGUUGUUCCUGAGUCACAUGCUUUUCCCUCGUCACAGGCAUACCAAGCUUUCUCCCCACCACAAACAAGUGAGCCAUGCCUGUUUCCUCUGCAAAAUCCUGAUGUUCCUGUACACUGUAAUUCGGAAUAUAAUUUCCAAGAUGGCACUUCAGUCCAAAGUUAUCUAGGUUUUCCAAAUGAGGAAUUUUCAGACUGCCAAGUCCAAAGCUUGGUGUCUCUACUUGUGGAUCCAGCACAUUCACCUGAAAUGAUACCUUCAGUGAAGUCGAGUCCUCCAGUUCAAAAUUAUUGUACUACCCAUGUGCCCCCACAGAUGCUUGUUCCAGAGAGAAAUAAUUCAAAUCCUUUUCAGAUUGGCAAAACAUUCUUCCAUUGGCAGAUUGAACAAGAAGAAAAGAAAAUGGCCAAUGUUACCCAGGAGCAGCUUCUUUUUAAAGAUUCUGAUGGCGACACGUACCUUCACAUUUGCGUUGCACAAGGAAGAAGAGCGAUGUGUUAUGUUAUUGCACGCAAGAUGUCUGCCCUUAAUAUGUUGGAUAUAAAAGAGCAAAAUAAUCAGAGUGCUUUGCAAGUUGCAGUGGCUGCCAACCAGCAUCUCAUUGUGCAAGACUUAAUAAGCCUUAGAGCCCAGGUGAACACUAUAGAUUACUGGGGAAGAACACCUUUACACGUCUGUGCUGAAAAAGGCUACUUCCAGGUUUUACAGGCAAUUCAAAAAAGUACUUCUGAGAGCAACCAGCAUUUAGCUGUAGAGGAAAAAAAUUAUGAAGGUCUGACGGCUCUGCACUGUGCAGUGAUUGCCCACAAUGCAGUAGUGCAGCAGUUACAGAAACAUCUGCAGGAUCGUAGCCCUGAGACAGAGGAGCUGUUGCUUAAGAACAAGGCGAUGGUUGACACAGUUAAGAUGCUUCUUCAGAUGGGAGCUUCUGUUGAAGCCAAGGAUAGUAAAAGUGGACGCACUGCGCUACACAUGGCUGCAGAAGAAGCAAAUCUUGAAUUGCUUAGUCUUUUUCUGGAGCUUCCAAAAGCACUGUCUUUCAUAAAUGAAAAGGCUUACAAUGGAAAUACAGCUCUCCAUGUUGCAGCCAGUUUGCAGUACCGAAAAACCCAUCUUGGAGCUGUUCGGCUUUUAAUGAGAAAAGGUGCAGAUCCAAGUGCUAGAAACCUAGAGAAUGAGCAGCCUGUUCACUUGGUUCCAGAUGGACCAGUUGGGGGAGAGAUAAGGAGGGUUCUCAAAGGAAAAUCAGUCCAGCACCGAACAUCCUUUUUCUAAUCUCUACUGGAAUUUAUUUUGGCACUCACUGCUAGUUAAGCAGUCCUUUAUCUGUAAAGAGAUUUGCCCUGUGGCAAAUGUAUGUUGGUUUCUAUGAAACUGAAAAAGUUAAAGCUAUUAUAUAGUUACUUAUACACACCAUAGCACUUGAGGCUUUGGACUGUCCUUUGCCUCUGACAGUUUGUUUUAUUAGAUGGAAGCUUUCCUUUACCGUACACAUUAUCUCUGUACGACUAAAGAUUUUAUUUUUGUGUUUUCAAAACUUAAUCCAUGUUGAUAAAAACUUUUCAUUUGUUCUAUAAUAAAUAAAACUUACAUUUUGUAACCUGUUAAAAUGCAAUGCAAAGUUAAACAUGAUGACAGUUGUUAAUAGUGUACCUGUAGUUAACAAAUUAUAUCUGCAAUGUCCACGGAUAAAUAUCUGCAUUAAAGAAUCCAUAAUUACUGCUACAAUUAAAAAUGUAUCAAUAUUAGAUUUGCUGAGGUACUUGUAGGGAUAACACUUUAUUAAGUAGAAUGUAGUUUAUUUUAUAAUGACAUUGCCAUUGUUUUAUUAUGUUUGACUAUGUUAUGCUAUGUUUGAUUCUCAUAGUUUAUGUUCUUAUGCAAAUGUUCCUAUCCUUGGAAUUCUUAGUCUAUAAAAAAGAAUUUCAAUUAUGUAUUCUUAUUAUAUAUAUAUAUAUGUAUAUUAUAUAUUUUUUUCUUCAAUAUAAGAAACCAGUAAAUCUUAAGUUUUAUGUAGUAUGUCUUGUAGACAGAAUAUUUAAGUAUUUGAAAUUUUUCAAUAAUUGUUUAUGACUGAAAUUACCAGAAUUUUAAUAAAAUUGUGACUGAAAAC